Messenger RNA from Jaminaea rosea, 885 nucleotides. RefSeq lists its product as hypothetical. Gene Ontology annotation, molecular function: structural constituent of ribosome; RNA binding. NCBI's taxonomy places the organism in Eukaryota, Fungi, Basidiomycota, Exobasidiomycetes, Microstromatales. The transcript is spliced from 2 exons. Gene Ontology annotation, cellular component: ribosome. Gene Ontology annotation, biological process: translation. The annotation marks the transcript as partial. The record is from RefSeq and is a predicted model, not a curated record.
CCAACGCGAUUCGACGAUCUCUCCCUCUCCUCCUUCCCUCGUUUCCUCGACUCCCCUCACCCAAUCCUCGAUGCGGUGGACUAUUCCCAGGUCCCCCUAAGUCGCAGAAACCCCUACGGCAGUUCCGUCUCCAUCUACAAUGACACGAAACACUUCAAGCCUCGCCCUCCCUCGGCCGCCACCCUCGCCCUCGAGAGCGGAGAGGGGGCUCCCGAGGAUCUUGAGGCCGGCGGCGACGGCAAGAAAAGGAGUGGUGGACGUGGCGGUGGGCAAUCUACCAAGCCGGCUGAGGCGGCUACUAUUGCUGGGUUGACACCGCUCACCGAAGGGGACGUAAUGGGCUUGCAUAGACAGGUGCUGCAGACGAGGCGAGUGGUGCGUCAGUCUGGCAAGGGAAAGAUUCAGAGUAUGGCAGCUCUCAUUGUUGUAGGCGAUGGGAGGGGGAUGGUGGGCUUUGGACAGGGGAAGGCGGCUAAUGCUGCUACGGCUGUUAAGAAGGCGUUUAGGGAUGCAGUGGGAGCCAUGGACUUUGUGGAGCGUUUCGAAGGGAGGACUAUUCAGCGUAGCGUGGUGGGGGAGUGGGGUGCGACGAAGGUGCAUCUGAGGCCCAGGCCGCCUGGCUUUGGUCUGCGUUGCCCUCCCUCGGUGCACGUCCUCGCCUCGUCGUGCGGUAUCUCCGACCUGUCGGCCUCGAUCACCGGCUCCACCAACCCACUCAACGUCUGCCGUGCAGUCGCCUCUGCUCUUUGCGGUGGAGCCAACCCGGUGGGGCUAGGCGACGGGUUGGGGGGAAGUGCGAGGAGGAGCGAUCUGGGACAAGGGGCCAAGACGAUUCGGGAUUUGGAGGUCGAGAGGGGCAGGCGAUUGAGGGAGGUAAGGGUGUGA